AUGGAAUCAGCCGAGAUUCGACAGCGCAACCCAGUCAAAGAUACCAGCGAGCUCCAGAGACUCUCCACCAAACCCCCCUCAGAGCCUCGCCUCAAGCAUGGCGUUCCCAUGCAAGUCCUACGGUCCCUGCUGCUGGCAACGUGGUUUAACAGCUGUUGUAUGGCCAUUUGUGUGACGCAAUUGAUCGGCUCCCCACUAUAUUUUGUCAACAAGGAUUGGUAUUAUUCAUAUAUGGCAUACACGAAACAAUGCUUUGGGCUGGUCAUCACGGCUGCUACCCAUUGGGCCUCCCCGACGCUCUUCCGGGUGAGCGGUGAUGAAAGUGUCCGUGGUCAAAUUCAUCUCUCGAAAGAUGGAUUACUGGAGACAUGUUUCCCAGAACGCCUAGUCAUGAUCUCGAACCACCAGGUCUACACCGACUGGAUCUACCUCUGGUGGGUUGCAUAUACAAACACCAUGCACGGCCGCAUCUUCAUCAUCCUAAAGGAGUCGCUUAAGUAUAUUCCCAUUGUGGGCACGGGCAUGAUGUUCUACGGUUUCAUCUUCAUGGCUCGCAGGUGGCAGUCUGACAAACCAAGGCUUCAGCAUCGAUUGGAGAAGCUCAAGACACGGCUUACUGGAUCUAACUCAGCCCGCCCACAGUUUGAUCCAAUGUGGCUUCUAAUUUUCCCCGAGGGAACAAACCUGUCCACCAAUACAAAGGGCCGCAGUGACGCCUUUGGAAAAAAAAUGGGUCUGCCAUCUUUCAAACAUCAGAUUCUUCCGCGUUCUACCGGUCUGUUCUUCUGUCUCCAGCAAUUGCGAGGAACCAUAGACUGGGUGUAUGAUUGCACCAUCGCCUAUGAAGGACCACCUAAGGGAAGCUACCCCGAUAAAUACUUCACACUCCGCUCCACAUUCUUACAAGGAAGACCGCCAACUUCGGUCAACAUGCAUUGGAGACGUUUCGCCGUUUCUAAGAUUCCUCUUGAUGACCAGAAAGACUUUGAGGCCUGGCUGACACAGCGUUGGGCCGAGAAGGAUGAACUCAUGGAUGAAUACUUCGAAACAGGUCGUUUCCCGUCAGAUUUGGCAGGUUCAGUCAGGGCCGAUGACGCAGUAGAUGGACAGGCAGUUGCUGCGUCGGCUGGCUAUGUAGAGUCCUACGUCCGUUUGCACCAUUGGAUCGAGCUUGGUCUGAUCUUUGUGGUCCUGCUCAGCCUUGCUCUCAUUUGCAGAUUCAUCACCAGCUGGUUGUGA
This is a messenger RNA of Penicillium antarcticum, 1239 nucleotides long. Its product is annotated as lysophospholipid acyltransferase family protein. The transcript has 2 exons. Gene Ontology annotation, cellular component: endomembrane system. The coding region runs from base 1 to 1239 and encodes 412 amino acids. Gene Ontology annotation, molecular function: acyltransferase activity. The record is from RefSeq and is a predicted model, not a curated record. NCBI's taxonomy places the organism in Eukaryota, Fungi, Ascomycota, Eurotiomycetes, Eurotiales, Aspergillaceae.